GAUAUAAGAGAUGUUUCGUGUGUAGCAGUGAUUCAACAGGCUGCUGAGAUUCAACUGGUUCUUUUUACUCGCCAUUUUCCAUCUCACCUCGUCUUUUUUCAUUCGGUUCUUGCUGAAUUCUACUCUCUUGCUGUUAUAAAAAUAUCUUAAAGGAUGAAUUUUUAUAUCACGCUCAUUAUUGUUGCAUCAGUCCUUGUUGCAAGAGGAGCUCUGGUAACAUCAGGACCUGUGUCAGAAGUUGACUGCAAUACAAUGAUAGGUAAUAGAAAAGUACAACUUCGAGAACUGUACAGAAUUUUGAUGUCUAACGGUGGUAUCCCAGGAUUCCACGAGAUGGUCCGCAAAGCUCAACGCAUACCAUCUUUGCGUCUGCGAUUCGGUAAACGCGACUUGGCACCAUGGAUGGAACCUCGACCUGCCUAUGAAGUUGAAAAAGAUCACUACACUGACUAAAAGAACUACCAAAUUCCUGUCUUUGCAUUAAGAUCUUAAUCCAGAAUUCUAGAAUUUCAUAUUCAGAUACAACUGCAUGUUGUCUUCUUAAAAAUAAAUUCGUAGAAUUUCAUGACUUAACAUUUUUUUAGUUACUUUUUAAUAAAAAGCAACUGUUUUGAAUGUUGCUUCCUUUUUAAGUUAUCGAGAACCUGAAUAUGUCAUGUAUUCAUCAUUGAAUGUAUUUCUAAUAGAAUUAGGAAGAAAAUUUUUGUUAUAUUGAUAGAAUAAAUCACUUCUUGUUCUUAUGCCCUGCAAAAGUUUUUUUUUCUUUUUUUAUAUAAGUACACAACAACAUUCUAUAAGCACUAAAAGUAU
This is a messenger RNA of Argiope bruennichi, 810 nucleotides long. RefSeq lists its product as uncharacterized. The transcript is spliced from 3 exons. The record is from RefSeq and is a predicted model, not a curated record. Lineage: Eukaryota; Metazoa; Arthropoda; Arachnida; Araneae; Araneidae. Bases 154 to 453 code for a protein of 99 amino acids.